GUCGACAGCUUAGAAAUAUCCAAAAAGUACCUCAAAGUUUUGGUUGUUGCAGAAGAAUUAAGCUCACAAGCUAAACAAAUGAUUGAGAAAUCUCCGCAAAAAGCCCUCAUACCAUACACUCAACUUGCACAUCUUUCGCAUGAUAUCAAAUCUAAGAGCAUGGAGGCUGGGCACGUUGUAACCCAUUUGGAUAUAUUUCUGCAACAGAGCAAGGAUGCCCUCUGGGAUGAGAUGAAAA
Acaulospora colombiana is the source of this 238-nucleotide messenger RNA. NCBI's taxonomy places the organism in Eukaryota, Fungi, Glomeromycota, Glomeromycetes, Diversisporales, Acaulosporaceae. The record is from the annotation of a GenBank genome assembly.